GCUAUGUGUGACUCUAACAUUGGCAAUGCCAAGGCGAAGGAGCCGAGCACGGGUGACAGGUGGCGGGUGUCCUGGUACGAGCAGCUGGUGCAGCCCUGCCUGGCUGAGCUGCUGGGCUCUGCCCUCUUCAUCUUCAUCGGCUGCCUGUCUGUCAUCGAGAAUGGGACAGACACUGGGCUGCUGCAGCCAGCCCUGGCCCACGGGCUGGCCAUGGGGACCAUCAUUGCCACACUGGGGAACAUCAGUGGGGGACACCUGAACCCUGCGGCAUCUCUGAUGGCCAUGCUAAGCGGAGGCCUCACCCUGAUGAUGCUCGUUCCCUACUGGAUCUCCCAGCUGCUUGGGGGGCUGAUCGGGGCUGCCCUGGCCAAGGUGGUGAGUCCUGAGGAGAGGUUCUGGAAUGCAACUGGGGGAGCUUUUGUGACAGUCCAGGAGCAGGGGCAGGUGGUGAGGGCACUGGUGGCAGAAGUCAUCCUGACAGUGCUGGCCCUGGUCAUAUGCACAGGCGUCACCAAAGAAAGGACCACACGCCCUGUGGCCCCAUUCUACAUUGGCCUCUCCGUCACCAUGAUCGUCCUGGCAGGGGGUAAUGUGUCCGGAGCCUGCAUGAACCCUGCCCGUGCCUUUGGACCUGCGGUGAUGGCCAACCACUGGGGCUUCCACUGGAUCUACUGGGUGGGCCCAUUCCUGGCUGCCCUGCUGGUGGGACUGUUCAUUAGGUAG
Molecule: messenger RNA, 723 nt
Organism: Propithecus coquereli (Coquerel's sifaka)
Lineage: Eukaryota; Metazoa; Chordata; Mammalia; Primates; Indriidae
Product: aquaporin-8-like
Exons: 4
Coding region: 4-723 (239 amino acids)
Biological process (GO): water transport; transmembrane transport
Cellular component (GO): plasma membrane
Molecular function (GO): water channel activity
Source: RefSeq, a predicted model, not a curated record